GUUAGGAGGGAAAUGAUGCACAUCUGACCACACCGAGCUCAAAGGAAGAUCAAAUACACUGGAAUGGUUUUUAAAAAAAGGCGUAAUCCACACUUCAAAGUGACAUUAUUGGUACAAACAAAAGCAUUUCGUAGCUGUUUACACCUUCUUGAAGACUGAUGGAAGUUGACAACUGCUUCAAAAAUCAGCUGCAUUCAUUGGAUUUUGUUAAGCCGAUGAGUUUAGUCAUGGAUGAUCGUGGAUCCCAGUCCCAUCCCCUGAGCUCUGGUCAGAGGGUGUCAACCAAAAGCAAAGCCCCAUCCCCACCAGGACUGGAUCCUCCAGGUUUCUCCCAGUGGCAUCCAGAAAACCCCCAUUUAAGCAUGGACCAGAAGGAGAACAUUUUGGAUAAAGAGCUCUCAAUGACUGUGGUUUUGCCUGGUGGAGUGGAAAAAAUGACAGUAGUUCAUGGAAGCAAACCUGUAAUGGAUCUAUUGGUGACACUUUGUGCACAGUAUCACCUCAACCCCUCGAGCCACACCUUAGAACUGGUCACUGCCAACAGGAACAACAUCAAGCUCAAACCCAAUGCUCUCAUAGGAACUUUGGAUGCAGAAAAGAUCCUACUGAAACCUAAGGGAGAAGAUAAAAAUAAGAAGACAGGGCCUCAGAUGCCUGAGGCCACUGUUCGGAUGGUAAUCAACUACAAAAAGACCCAGAAAACAAUAUUACGAGUAAAUCCCCGAGUCCCUCUCUCCGAACUCUUACCAGCAAUCUGUGAGAAAUGUGAGUUUGACACAGAGACCACAGUUCUGCUGAGAGAUGUCCAGUCACCGGCCCCUUUAGACCUGUCCAGUUCACUUAAUGAUUACGCAAUACGGGAGGUUUAUGCAAGGGACACAAAAGGACAACCUGCCUCUCCAUCGUGCCCAAGCUCACCAACAUCUGCUGGAGCAGUCACACCAGGCAAAGAUAAAAAUCAGAAGGAGAAAGAAAAUAAAGGCCUCUUCAGCAUGUUUAGAAAAAGCAAGAAAAAGUCAGAGCAGUCAACGACAGCCAGUGCCCCUGCUUCUCCUGUACUUGUGAGCAAGCCUCGACCCCUCAGUAUGGCCCUACCUUCCUCAAAUUCAUCUCCACUUGGCUCUCCCACAAUCUUUGCUGAUGCGCCAAAGAAGAGACGUGCACCCCAACCCCCCAUUGAUGUGUCUCAGAGCUGCCACUCGGACCUCGGCACCCGUCGGAGAAUUAAUUCUGAACCUAAUUCCCAACUUGACCGUGAUCAGAUCACUGGUGUUAGUCGAGGGUCCUCUGCAGAGUCCUCACUAAAGAGAACCAAACGAAAGGCUCCUCCACCCCCAACAUCUCCAACUACUGCUGUCCAAGAACCAGUUUCUCCAGAUGAAAAUUUCCAAGUGACUGCAGUUGCCAACACACUAGAGGAGAUAAUGGAGCAGGAAGAGACAGCGACUGUUUCUGUAAGGUCUGCAACUGCUGGUAGUUCACAGGGAGAGGACAACAGCCUCAACUUGUCGCCUGAAGCCUCGUUACAUUCCCCUUCUCCAGAUACUGAGACAGAGAGCACAAUGUCAAUGGAGGGCAGUGGGGAAGAUCAGUCUGUUGAUCUGUCCUCAGAUGGCAAUAAGCUGCAAAGCACACUUAAUGAUUCUACACCUGCAGUUGUGGGAGAAACUGAUGGCACAGACCCUUCAGAACAAGGAGCUACUGAAAAUGGUCAAUUUGCAGUAGAAGAUGUCCUUCCACAUCCCAUUUAUGAAGAGUCGAUAGCUGACAGUACUGAAGGUGGCUGCAGUGGUAGUGCCCUCCCUCUGCCUGUAACACAGGACGCAGAGGUGCUGGCCUUAGUUCAAGCAAACACUGAAACCAUGCGGGAGCUGACAGAUGAGUUGGAGGGUUCAUUGACCACCAGCGCAUCACGUCCCUCUGGAGAAGAUGCUCAAGUCCAAACGGAUUUCAUACGGUUCCCUGUGCCUCCACAGGAAUUCAUGGACAAAAUUCCUUCAUCAACAGAAUCGCCUGCCUUCGAAGCAGUGGGGAAAAAAGAUAUGGGCACUUUGACCGAGGAGCUGGAACCCUCUGACCUCAAACAUGCCUCGUCCCCCACCUCAGAGACCUCAUCAUGCCAAGACUCAGCACCAAGUGCCCCUGUUGUAACAAAAGUGCCAUCUAUGUAUGCUGCAGACUCUGAGCCAAAACCCAAGCCUUCCAAUGAGCUCACGCGGGACUACAUCCCCAAAGUGGGGAUGACAACAUAUACUGUUGUGCCACAGAAAUCUCUUGAGAAACUGAGAUAUUUUGAAGUUGCACUGACACUGGAAACACCCCCCGAAGCUUCAGCAGAGGGACUUGAUAUUUGUUCUCUUGAUUUAGAAGAGAAAGCGGGACAGAGGGACCAAACUGAAGUCUCAGAAGAAAAAGAGUUGAAUUUUGAUUCACCCAGGGAAGAUUUUUUGACAAGCACUACUAAUACUACUACUACUACUACUACUAGUACUACUUCUACUAUGAAAUACACUGUAAAUGGAAGUACACCUGAAACUACUCAUUCCUCAUCACCAACAAGUUUACACAGCACAGACAAGCUCUGCUCUUCGGUUAAUGGGGCGUCUCAAGCAGGUUCACCGUCAGAGGUCAAGGAGUUGAAAAUUCCACCCGCAACAAAACCUAAGCCUACUCCUUUCCGCUUGGCACAGCACAAAAAAACACCUGGGUAUUAUGUGACUUCAGCUGCAGAGAAAAGUCUUCAUUCCAGUCCUAGCUCUCCUGUGAGGGAGACUGAAGGGAAUGUAGAAAGAGACGCAUUGCCACCCCCUCCCCACCCACCUCCUGUGCAGUGUCAAGAGAAGACAGCAGGGGCCACUAAUGUCCAGCUGAGUCCCAAACAGGAUGACAAGAAUGCAACCUUCAUGCAAAUGACAAGGCAAAGCAGUCUGCCAGCAAGAGAGUCAAGCAUAGGGUUAAGCUUGGAAAAAUUAAGGAGCUUUACAGCUCCUAGACCUUAUUCUCCUACAACUCCAUCCCGCUUCGCCCAGGCAGUGUCCUCUGCUGUGAAAAGGAGCCAGUCCCUCUCCCAUGCCCCAAAGUCACCUCCGUUCACUGUGUCACCACCUGUUUCUCCAAUUACAAGUCACUCAUCAGUCUUAGAGUCAAAAGGAUUAUCUCAACUCAAGGACUGUGACAGUAGAGAGGUGGAUGGUGAUUGCUCCACUCUCCACAGAGAGGAGGUUGUUCAGAAGAGCAGAGAGGGCAGCCCGUAGUGGCACCUCAAUCCUCUGGUGGUAAAUCACUCACAGAGGAGCUCAUCCUGUCCACUCAGACCUCUCCAGAACCAUUUUUUUAUUUCUUUACACAAAAGAAGAAAGUUUCUUUUGUAAUACCUCUUUUUAGUGGUCUUCACCAGCGUGCAUAUUUUCUUUCUUUUUUUUUUUUAAAUAAUUUCUUUCUUACAUAAUUAUUCUUAUGUAUUUAAUGCCUCUUUUAUUUGAUGCAAUGUUGUGCAUUUAAUGCACAGUAUUGUGAGCAAUCAGAAAUGACAACAGUUCUAUAAAUUAUUUGAAUCAUCCCCAGAGCUGUAAUAUUAUUGGGUUUAUUAAAAAAAUUAAUAUCUAAAUAAUACUGGAUGUUUAAGAAAAGCCAGGUCUGAACUAUGGUAAAUAUUAGAUUAUUUUUCAGAUCUAUAUUUAAGUAUUACAGAUUUUUGAUUAAAUAUAUGCAGAAAUAUACUGCUAUGUACAGUGCACUUGUUCUUGUCCAUGAGUGUGAUAUGAAUAAAGCUUUUAUGCAGUCA
Messenger RNA from Melanotaenia boesemani (Boeseman's rainbowfish), 3784 nucleotides. RefSeq names its product cordon-bleu WH2 repeat protein-like 1b (gene cobll1b). Bases 159 to 3254 code for a protein of 1031 amino acids. The record is from RefSeq and is a predicted model, not a curated record. The transcript has 14 exons. Lineage: Eukaryota; Metazoa; Chordata; Actinopteri; Atheriniformes; Melanotaeniidae. Gene Ontology annotation, molecular function: actin monomer binding.